Photinus pyralis (common eastern firefly) is the source of this 6823-nucleotide messenger RNA. RefSeq names its product brefeldin A-inhibited guanine nucleotide-exchange protein 3. The transcript is spliced from 15 exons. The record is from RefSeq and is a predicted model, not a curated record. Bases 265 to 6300 code for a protein of 2011 amino acids. Gene Ontology annotation, biological process: regulation of ARF protein signal transduction. Gene Ontology annotation, molecular function: guanyl-nucleotide exchange factor activity. Lineage: Eukaryota; Metazoa; Arthropoda; Insecta; Coleoptera; Lampyridae.
UAUGCAGAUAGUGGACAUCAAACCAAUCGGAAUCCGAUCCAAUCCAUCAUCUAGCAAACUAUGUGCUUGAAAGCAUAGCUUAACAAAUGUUUAAGCAACAGCAAACAGAGCAAUCUCGAAUAAAUUCAAAAUUAAAGCGGCAAAUGACCGCGCAUUUCGGUAUUGAUUAUUCUGGGGCAUGCCUAUGAGUAAUUCAGAAAGCGGCAUAAUACGUAUCGCGUAUGGUGUGGGUCAUUAGUAAAUUUUAAACUGCAUCAAUAACAAAUGGAGGAUUUGUUAUUAAAUUUGAUAAAGGAAGCAACUGGACCAAAACUUUCGUCAUUAAGGCAGAGCGCACAAGAAGCCCAUGAUUUAUUAUGCUCUCAAAAUAAUUUACUAAGGAAUUCUUCCCAUGAAUUAAGAACUUCGACUUUUACACCGUUAAAGUUGGCUUUGGACACCAAAAAAAGUAAACUAGUCACCUUGGCCCUCUCAGGCUUGAACAAAAUCGUACGGGAUGAAAGAUUUCAAGCAGGAUCCGAGCCAGAGGAUGACUCCUUGUGGCUACCGGCGCAGCUGCUCCAUGCGACCUCCUCGAUGCUAUCGCAGUGCGAAGAUACGCAGGUACACAUUUUAAGGGUGGUCUUAAAUCUAGCCUGCAGCGCCAGUUGGACCUUAAAUGGCCGAUUGGUAAUGUUGCUAAUUAGCAGAUGCGGCGAAGCUUAUGAAACCGGCACGCAGCCGAUCAGAGCGGCAGCACAGGCGGCUGCAAGUCAAACACUAACGGCUUUUUGCACAUUUUUGGACGAAGAGCAUCAUGAGAUACUACAGCAGCAGCAAAAACACAAAAAUUCGGGCACAACCGCUGAAAUGGUUUAUAACAAAACUUCCGCUGUCGCUUGCUUCAAUGAGGCCAUUCCCGUUAUGCAAUACAUUUGUAGUAGACUUGAAGAAACCAAAACGUUUACCAAAUCAAGCGAUAUCACUGUGUUUCUUUUGGAGUGCUUGUUGACGUUAGUGAAUACUUUACCGAAUACAGUCCAUUCCAACGCGCAUUUUGCCACCUUCUUAUGGCAAAAAUUCUGCCCGGCCCUUUUGGCAUUGUUAGGCACACCGGGUGAUCCGGAGCGACAAGGGCUGACAACGCACCAGUCAAAAAUCGUUUACAGCAUUGGAAUUCAAGUGGUACGCUUGGUAGGGAGAGAGCGUGCCUUGCGACCGGUCCUUGAGGCGUUAUUCCAUAGAAUGUUGCUUUUGCCGUGCCCGGGUAAAAGACUGGAGCCGCUGCGCGUCGCGAAGGAACUGUUGAGAUCUCCUGCUCGUUUGGCCGAUUUGCUCUUGCUGAGUGGACCCUUGCAUCGGCAUGCCGGCGACGACAUGGCGAUCAUUCGUUUAAUUGUAGAUUCCAUCGAGGAAUCCUCCCAAUGCAACGAUCCCAGUAUCAUACUUGCAAGCGUCGAAUGUGUUGGAGCACUUCUAGGUUCAUUGGAGGCGUUAUGCAAUGGGGAAGGCCUCGACCAAGAAGGUUCCGAAAUUGCAAACGUCCGCUAUCCGACAUUAGAGCAAGCCGAUUACACAGGGCCGCUUACUUACCAGUCUUUAGCCAGGUUACCCAAACCGUACAGAGAUGUAGUCGCCAAUUUGAGGUACCAAAGCGAUUCUGAUAGCAGCGGCAUCGACGGUGGCGGACAGAAUGUUGAAGGUGAAUCCGAUUCGGAAUGCUCAGGAGCGACCGAAGGCCCCGAAGAGUUUGUUGAACCCGACCCAUCGGAUGAUAGCAUUAUGGACGAUGAAAGCUUUUUAACAAGCCAACAACUGCAGCAGUUACACAAUUUGCCAAAGUCGUUGCAAUUGGGACGCACGGGCAUCGAUGAAUGCAACGUCGAUUUAGAACGCCACAACGCGCGCCACUUUGUAAAAACCCUGCACAAUAUUUUAUUGCCCAACUUGCUUACGCUCAGAUCUUCCAUACAGAUUGACGAAUACCUCCAAGAGUUUGCCUCAAAGUGUUGCCAACACAAUGCCGCCCAAAACUACGAAAUCACUACUAUAAUGAACGCCGACGGUAUUUAUUUAGCCACGUACUCCGCCCUUUUGCUCAAUUUAAAGCUAAUCCAAUCGUCACACUAUGAAGGAGGUACUUCAGAGGUGUGCAUUACAGAAGCUCAAUUUGUAGAGGAAAUACAUGGUAGCGGGAUAUUGGUUUACGUCUCGGCUACUUGGUUGUGUGAAUUGUACCAAAACGUCUUGGCCAAGUCGCUGUUGCAGUUAGCCGGAUAUGAUCCUAAAGGGUUGCAACAACCGGCCCUAAUCAAUUUGUUAGUUGACGUCGGAGGUCUUUGUCCCACGCAGCUACUGACCGAUUGGCAAAAAUUACAAAGAGUUCGGGGAGUACCCGAUAUCAGUGCAGAAGUGGAAGCGGGCAUUAAGCUGUCGCGCCGAGUGUUAACUUGCUGCUGGACGUCGGUGGUGUCGGUCUUGGGUUUGGCGUUAGGUGAAAAAUCUUUGAGUAGCGGAGGCGCUUCUGCACUUAGUAGGCUAGUGGCACGAAGAUCAAAGCAGAAAUUUCGGCAACGAAUUAAAGACGAUGUAAUCACUGCAUGUCUGGAAGGAUUGCAUAAGGCAGCGAGUUUGAGCAACACUCUGAAACUGCAAGCCAGAAGUAGUAGCAUUUUGGGGUUGCUGUCUGCGUCUUCUUGCAAGAUUCAGGGACCCAAACUUCCAGCUUCACACGCCCUUUCUUUAGAUGUUAUUUUGUCAAAAGGUUUGUCCCUUGGAUCCCACAGCGCCGCUUGCUGGCCGCACGUAUUCAAUGCGUGUAUUGCCAUAUCAAGUCUUGAACAUGCGCUCUUCAGCAAAGCAGGUUCAACACAGCUGCUGAUGGUCGCUCAGAACCAAAACAACGCCGUUACAUCGACAACUGCAGUCAACACGUCUGAUCGACUAAGUUUAAGCUUCAAUUCGAGCAGCGACGAUGAAACUUGUGUGGACGUUUACAGUUUUUUGCAAAAUUCGUCUUACUCCUCAAAUUCCAAUUCUCACGACGGGAACAUUGCCGAAAUUGUCGAAAGAAGCGGUGUCCACAACGGACAAGGACAAGGUAUCCUGACAGGUGUAUAUGCCGCGAAAGUCUGUUGCGUUCUGUCAGUGAGAGUGGAUGAAUUAUUCCACUCGGCCGCUCUCAGAUUGCCUUUGCCUGGUUUUUGCAGUUUUCUAACGGAACUGUGUAAAGCAUCAUAUGCUCAGCUUUUUGCCAAAACCGAUGAGUUGCCCAGCACUAAGAAAUGGUGGAAAAAGGAAUUGGAGGCAAGACAAAAACCACCAGCUACAUUACUCCUACACAGAAUUGGAGAAGUUACAUUAAAAUGCAUACGAUCUGGUAGACCCUUAAUUCACACCAUGAAAGUGUGGUCAAUCGUCGGUCCACACUUCAUGCAGGCGGCAUGUCACAAGGACCCCAGCGUAUCAAAAAAAGCAAUUACGUGUAUACACGACUCUGUAACCGCUUUACUCAAUGAGCAGACGGAAUUACCGCACUUCCACUUUAACGAGGCCCUAUUUAAGCCAUUCGAAAAUCUGCUUUGCCUAGAAAUGUGCGACGCGGACGUUCAGGACCAAAUCGUUUCCUGCCUGUGCGAAUUUGUGGAAGGCAAUCGAAUCGAAAUUUGUUCGGGGUGGCGUCCUCUGUUUGGUACUUUACGUGUUGCUAACGGCAGAAACAAUUCGGCAGCUAUCCUGGAGGUUUUUAAGGUGUUCCUAUCCACGGACAACACCUUGGUGUUUGCAAACGCCGCUCUCGACUACAUCAUGUGCCUACUUUCGCAUAUCAGACACGCAGAGGGAGAAAAGUUCUCUGAAUGCAUAUCAAAUGUAAGUGAUAAGAAUGUACAAAAGAACAUAUUUUUGGACACUGUGGAUGAAAGGAAGAAAAAAGAAGGGUCACGUGAAAUUUUAUGCGAGCAAGUUAAUUUAUGCUUGGAGUCCCUUAAGCUAUUAGAAAAUUGCGCGACCAUUCUCUCAAUGAUGUACUACAUGCCGAAAUGCCCCACCUUCAACCUGAAUCACAGAGUGAAGACGGACACGUCCCCACAGCUCGUCGAUUCUGCUAUACCCAACCCAGAAGUUGUAAGUCUUCCCACUUAUUUCGAACAAGGCGACAACAUGUCGUACGAGAUACUCUCACCCAAAAUCGACCUAGACAACUGCAUGCGAAAUAACAUGAUGCUACCCCAAAUGGACAAGCCUAGCGGCGUAGUGAAAAUAUGGUUCGCGUUACUAGAAGGUUUGGCAACAACGGCCGUACUUGCCGAAGAGAGGAACCAGCCUUACGUCCUGGAAACCCUGUUCAAGCUGCUGAGAGAUUUAAUCGUAAAUCCGGGAAUAAAUUUCGGCUUAUAUUGUAUUAAUCACCUACUUUUGCCUAUGGUUCAAAGUUGGUUGAGGCAAAAUAUGAAAAUCCCAAAAGUGGGCGACAAUGGGCAACAUUUUAAGCACUAUUGCGGUAUGGCCACUGAGUUAGUCGUUGAAUACCUUCACACGUUGCAAGAGGGAGAGGAAGAUGACAACAAACCUAACAACGUUGAAAAUCCAGGUGCAUCACUCGCAUUGAAGCAGUUGCUUUUAAUUUUGAAUGAAUGCGUAGCCCAACCACUGGAGAGUAUAGCUAGACUGGGCGCAUCAUGCAUGAGGCAUCUAAUAAUAAACGUAGGACAAAUCCUUACCACGAAUCAGUGGGAGAUAUUGAUAACAGCUAUCCAUAGAUCAUGCGCAAUUAGUCUAAAUCCGCUUCAACAGAUUACAUCCGCUUUUAAACCAAACUCGGAUAGCUUUUAUGGAGAUUUAGCAACGGUGAAGGUUGCAGCUCGACGUGACAGUACUCCCGAAGAGAACGAACGCUUAUACGAACUUGCUCAACAAGUCCUACUAAUGCAUUCCCAAAAGAACUGCAACAAGUGUUUCGGCAAACAGUGCGACUGUGAGAAACUCUCCACUAACAUUACCGUUGACGAUCGCAGCUACGUUUUUUUGCUCUUCCCACUAGAGGCAGCCAGCUCGUUCAACCCCGAUCUGUUUACCAUUCGAGUACCGUUCCGGAACUUAGUUCUGGGAAUUUUGGCGCAUCAAAUGCUCAUUCAGACCAUUUCCAGCGCGUUACUGCAAAAUUUAAAUCACGUAACUCCAAUUUUAAAGAUUCUACAAAUUAACUCCUGCAGCUUGCGCGGAAUACUAACGCAUGUGAACGCAAAACAUGUUAAUAUACUCUUAAGAUGUCUCGAGAUGUCCAACGAGCGCGCCAAGGAGUUUGAUAGCAGGCCUGGUUUGAAAUUCUUAAUGCAGAAAGUGGGUAAUUUGAGUAAAUCUGCUAAUCUGUACACGCAAGCCAACACCUCGGAGGUGGUUGAAAUAAUCGUUUUGAUCGAGCUCUGUUUGGACGGAAUAGAUAAAUAUUCGAUAACUCCUAAUCAGCUUAAAGAAAUUUUGAGCAGGGAAGACAAGGAGAAAUGCUGUAAUGAUGUUGACUACGUCGAACAGUUUUUGCGUAAGUUGCAGGCCAAAUGGGAAUUUAUGUGCGACUCGUAUGUCAACCUUUCAAUUAACAUACCGAAUGCCAAAGAGGAAUAUGCUGAACAGUUUCAUCCCAGUGAGCAAGUGAAGGUGAUCGAACUUAAACGGAGCGAGAGUUUCUGUUCGUCCGACUCGGAGAGUUACCUUGAUAAAAACUUUUUACCAAAUUUAAACAAUGAAGAAAUUCUUCACGAUACCAAGCGAAAGGAGAAGGAAAGGGACAGAGAUAGCAGCAACGGAACUGAUGACGAGGCGAGCGAGGAUAACUCCCAAGUCCACUACAAGGUGAAGUAUGACACUAACACGCUUAUACAGAUUCAGUCGUCGACCUCGUCCGAAAGCCUAAAUCAGAAGUUAAUGAGAACAAACAAGGAAAUUGAGGAGAAAGUGGGUGCCUUAAUGGAACAAUACAGAAAACACAAAACGAGCCACGUCUUGGAGCCGAAUCUUUCCAAAAUUCAUCCCAACCUUAUUCCGCCCCCGCAGCCGAUACCUCCCGAAAUUCAGCAGCAAAGGGCCAUAAGCAUUUUUAAGGAUUCGGAAGCCUAUAAAAGUGCGAGAAUUGAAACCGUUGAGGCGUGCAUGGAAUUGUUAAGUAGCCUAUCAUCAGAAAAACUAUCACCUUUAGCGACAAUACUAAAGGAAGGUGCUGUGAUGCUGGUUGGGGCCCAAGAUGAAAAAGUUAAACUUUCUGCAGAGAAACUCCUACACAGAAUGAACAUCUCGUAUGUGGAAGAUGACAAUAUUGACGUUUAAAUUUUCAGUUUCCUAGUUUUUUGUUCAAAUUGUGCGUAAUUGAUCAAUGUUUACUUUUCUCUGACCAUGUGUAAAAGCGGACGAGAUUUCCAGGGGGAGGUUGUUUACGUAUUAAUUUGAGGGUUUCCAUUGUUUUAAUUUGUUCGUUUUCUGACAAGUGGUAAUACGUUUCUUUAGACUAGAACGAAUUAGUAGUUACUGAUGGUGCCUCCAGAAAUCGAAACUAAAGAAACAUUUUGAAAGAACCAUUGAUGAUAAACCUGAAGUCCAAUUUUCGUGGAUCAAACUGUGAUAUUUGGAAUGUGUGUGGCAAGAGUAUAGAAUGUCCCAAUUAUUGAUGAACUUGAACGAUUUGUUAACUUUCUCAAUUACGCAAAAUUUGAACUUUUUCCUGUAAGCUAUUUUCUGUGACGAUUUUUAAAUGUGAAAACUAGGCAUAGAGUAUAAUGUACGAUAUGUAUUUUGUGAUUCGAUGUACAAAAAUAUGCUAUCACUAUAUUAUUAUACAAGAAAGAAAAGCAAA